AUGGUGGCCAUGACUCAUGCCACCUUGCAUGAAUGCAAUACUGGUUUGAUCAUUGGAGGUGAUAUUGCUGGGUGGCACCCAGCCUCAGUUUUUUCCUUAUUCCAGUAUGAAAAGGUGUAUCUUGCACUGAAGAGAACACUAUCAAAACAUAAAAUACAAGAAAUCAGGAAUUCUGAGGAAAGAGAAGAUUUUGAAAAUCUGAUCACUCUUCAUGCAAAUGCAGCAGGAAUUCCAGUGAACAUUAUAAAGGAAUCUCUUGGUGAAGAUCUUUUCAAAAUAUGUUAUGAAGAAGAUGAACACAUUCUAGGGGUUGUUGGGGGAACCCUCAAAGACUUUCUGAACAGCUUCAGUACUCUUCUAAAGCAGAGUGGCCAUUGCCAAGAAGCAGAGAAAAAAGGGAGGCUGGAGGAAGUAUCCAUACUAUGCUUGGAAAAGGACCCAGAUUUCUUAAACGUCUACUAUUUCUUCCCGAAGAAAACCACAAGUCUCAUCCUAUCUGGCGUUAUUAAAGCAGCAGCUCAUAUUUUAUAUGAAACAGAAGUGGAAGUGAUGCUGAUGCCCCCCUGCUUCUGCAAAGACAGCACUGAGUUCCUUAAUCAACCGUAUUUGUUGUAUUCAGUACAAAUCAAAAGUGCCAAACCGUCCUUAUCCCCUUGUAAACCACAGUCAUCUCUUGUGAUUCCUGCUUCUAUGUUCUGCAAGACUUUCCCAUUUCACUGCAUGUUUGACAAGGAUAUGGCUAUUCUACAAGUUGGCAAUGGUAUAAGAAGACUGUUAAACAGGAGAGAAUUUCAAGCAAAGCCAAACUUUGAGGAGUGCUUUGAAAUCCUGACUCCAAAAAUAAACUGCACAUUUAGUGGGAUCAUGACGAUGCUGAACAUGCAGUUUACUAUAAGAGUGAGAAGAGGAGAUAACAUUCUUAAGAAGUCAACUGGAGUAAUGGAUCUUAAAGGGCAAAUGAUCUACAUAUUUGAGUCCAGUGCUAUCUUGUUCUUGGGAUCCCCCUGUGUUGAUAGACUAGAAGAUUUUACAGGACGCGGCUUAUACCUUUCAGAUAUUCCAAUUCAUAAUGCAUUAAGGGAUGUUGUUUUAAUAGGAGAGCAAGCCAGAGCUCAAGAUGGACUGAAAAAAAGACUGGGGAAGCUCAAAGCUACCCUUGAACAGGCACACCAAGCCCUUGAAGAAGAGAAAAAGAAGACAGUAGAUCUUUUGUGCUCUAUUUUUCCCGAGGAGGUUGCACAACAGCUGUGGCAGGGACAAGUUGUUCAAGCCAAGAAAUUUAAUAAUGUCACAAUGCUUUUCUCUGACAUCGUAGGGUUCACUGCAAUCUGUUCCCAGUGUUCACCUAUGCAGGUUAUCACCAUGCUUAAUGAGCUCUACACUCGCUUUGAUUACCAGUGUGGAGAGCUGGAUGUCUACAAGGUAGAAACCAUUGGCGAUGCUUAUUGUGUUGCUGGAGGGUUACACAAAGAAAGUGACACCCAUGCUGUUCAGAUAGCAUUAAUGGCAUUGAAGAUGAUGGAACUGUCAGACGAAGUGAUGUCUCCACAUGGGGAACCCAUCAAGAUGCGGAUAGGCCUGCAUUCUGGAUCUGUCUUUGCUGGUGUUGUUGGUGUUCAAAUGCCACGAUAUUGUCUAUUUGGAAACAACGUAACACUUGCCAACAAGUUUGAGUCUUGCAGCGUGGCGAGGAAAAUAAACGUGAGCCCAACUACCUACAGGUUACUAAAAGAUUACCCAGGAUUUAUUUUUACUGCUCGUUCAAGAGAGGAACUUCCUCCGAAUUUUCCAAGUGAUAUUCCUGGGAUCUGUUACUUUCUUGAUGCCUAUCUUCAAGGAACCACUUCAAAGCCUUGGUUUCAAAAGAGCAGUGGUGAAGAUGGAAAAACAAAUUUCUUGGGGACACCAAAUGUAGAUUAGAUUGUGAAUCCUUGCUUUUUUAAAAGGAAAAAUAGAUGAGUUAAUAUUUUGUGUUUUGUAUAAACUGAAAAUGAAAAAAACAAACAUGACAGCACUUUAGCUUGGUAACACAUUAAAGCCAGUAUUAAAAUGUUAAAAAGCACAUCACAUACUUUAAAUUUUUAUUUUUUUGUACAAACUAUAUUCACUGAACUACAUAUCAACCUCUGUUUGAAAUGCUUUUUCAAAGCCACCAUUCCCUAUAUCAGUUUACAAAAGUUGUACAACUUCCAUUUAGGUUCUGAGUAUUCAAACGAUUGAACAUACAGAGUGCCAAACAUAUAAUACUUUAGAUUUUAAUGCAAGCUAUAAGUUGCACUGUUCUUGGGUAAACAGCUGAGUUCUCAGAAGAAGAAAUAGCCAACAAAUGGCUUCUCUUUUCUAUCAAUGCACUACAUUGACAAGCAAGUUUGAGAAGAGUUCCCAUUUUCCCAGAAGUGCAGAGAUUAUGAAGAGUGAGCAUGUCUUUUAUAUAUCUCCAGCCUCCCUUGACUUCAGGGACAGCUUCCAGAGGAAGCUUUUAACAUUUUAGCAAGAAGAAUCAAGCAACUGCCACAAGAGCAACAUAACAUGUAGCUUGGCUCUUCGUGUAGAAGUGUUGUACAUUCUGUCCUGUAAGUCAGCUGAAUGUCAAUUGCUACUUAUGAUUUUAUAACAAAAAAUUAUUGCUGGCAUGCCCUGUCUAUUGAGAGUUUGGAAGAUUGCCCAUCAAUAGCUACAGAGAGCUGGAGGAAUUAUCCAUGCCAUUUCUCCCUUAGCAGCUAAGAAGCAAUGUUGCUGUAUUUUGUGUUGCACUAUUGAAACUGGGAUGUGGAACAGGGAGCACCAUGUGCCUACUUGAAAUUAUGUAUUUGUAUAGUUUAGAACCAAUCUUGGCUGUCCUCAAAUUCAUUGAAGCAGGAUGUGCUUCUCAUAAGGCCCUAGUAAGCAUCAGCUUUGAGUCAGCAGGUUUCCAUCCAUUCAGACAUAGCUGUCUCCAACAUAGGGAAAAGCUUUGCUUGGAACGUCAAAAUAUUUCCUAAUUGUCCUCCCUUGGUACCCAUUUUGAGGUGAUGUCUACUAUACUUCAACAGGCCAAAAGUGCUUGUAGGCUCUGUGGAAAUUGGGACCACUGGUUUAGUGUCAGUUAACCGAGUUAUGUCCAGGGAUUUCUCCCCACUUGGUUCAAGUCAGGGAAUAAAGUUAAAAGCUGUUGUCUUCCCCAUCUUCUUAAGGUCACAAAUGUUCCUUCAUAGCUGCAUAACUUCGUGCAAUGAUUCUUUCCCUUUCCUGUAUGUUAAAAGAACUGUCUGCUAAUUCCUUUGCAUGCUCUGUUUUUCUCAUUUUUCUGUGUGAAAUGCAACUAUGAAAUGUGCUAUUAUGCUAUGUAGCACAUUGUAGUGGCACAAGUCCUAUGUCAAGUCCAAACUGUCAUAUAGAUUGUUCUACUCAGAGCAGGAAGGAGUAAGGUAACCUAAACAUUCCUUUAAAAAUGGGGAUAAACUGUAUCCCUGUGCUCUUGCAUCAUUUAGGCAUAGUUCUCACCAGUAUUACCCAUUUCCUGGAAAAAAACAUAUUAAUGAGAUGUCAAGUAACUAAAUAUUUCACUUAGUAUGACUGUCAGCUGUUUCCAAUGCUAGUAUGAAGAAUAUGGCACAUUGCUUCCUGAACUUCCUUAAUUGUGUAUACAUUAAAUAUUAUAUAUAACUGUGUAAUAUAUUGUAUAACCAAAUGUAAUCCAACAACAUUUUAAUUCUUGAAAUCAUGAAUUUUAUUUCAACAUAGGGCAGAAAUCUCCCCUACAAUGUAUUAUAGCAAUAAAUGUUUUAUUUUUGGUUGCUAUUUAAUUUUAAGUGUUUAGGUUAAACAGUAUAAAGUGUUUCACAGUAUCAACUAUUUCUAAGCAUAUUUCAUAAAAUUUGGUACAGAAGCAUACAAGAAAAUGAGGUUCAAAUGAAAUUAUAUAUGGGUUUCAGAUGUGCGAAUGUGUUUUCAUAUAUGACGUAUUCAAUAAAAGGAAAUGUGCUAGAGUGAUACAUGGCAUAUUUUGAAUAACAAAUGUGAAGAGGUCUUGUCAUAGUAAAUAAAAUAAUAUCAGCUUGGACAAGGUGAUCUGAUCCAACCUCUAACUUAAUAAGACUUUGUUGACCCUAUGAGAGGAGCUUGGGUAUCGCUGUGGAGGCUUCAGUAGUUAUAAGAAGAGUUUGGAUUUUUACCCUGCUUUUCUGUCCUGUAAGGAGUCUCAAAGCAGCUUACAAACUCCUUCCCUUGGUCUUCCCACAACGGACACCUUGUGAGGUAGGUGGGGUUGAAAAAGUUCAGACAGAACUGUGACUAGCCCAAGGUCACCAGCAGACUUCAUGUUUAGGGCCAGGGAAUCAGACCUACUUCUCCAGAUUAAGGUCCAUUGUUGUUAACCACUACACCACAUUGGCUCUCUUAACCACACUGAUUAGACUGUGUUAAACCCAGGCAUGCUGUGAUCCUGUAAAAGCAUUUGUUCAUUAAGAUCCAAAUAUUUAAAUUAUCCAAUAAAAUGAGCUGGAUUCUGACAUGUAAAUGGACAGAGCUUGUAGAAGCAGAUCCUGUUUUCCCUUUCUCAUAGCAGCUCUUCUCCACUGUGGCCUCAAAAUGAUGCACUAGGACUUUUGAGACCCUUCGAAACAGAAUUUACCACAGCAUAGGGGGCUGCAGUGAAGAGGGGAAAUUGGACAAAAUCAUUUCCCUUUGCUGUUUCAAAGUAGCUUGGCAAGCUGUGUUUCCCAACAAGAGAUGGCAACCCUAUCACACACCCAAGCUUUCUUCUGUUAAUUGUAGUAAAGUUGAUGACACUACAAAAUCACCAUUUCUUACCAAGUCAGUAAUUGAUAUAAGAAUCACUUUUUGGCUUCUGCCAUCCAGUAGUAUUAUUACUUUCAAGAUUUUAGUUAUGUGUACCUGCAUUAGGGAUAUAUGAUUGCUUGCAAGUAUAGUGGGACAUUCUCAUACAUCUUGAAGUAUCACAUGAAUUGCCCCAUCCAGUGUAUUUGUAAAUACCAUUUUGUCAUUAGACAAAGUUUGGCUUAUUAGUAAGGUGGACUGUUCAUACAGUUUUAGGGUUCUAGCUAAAAUAACCCCCUUUUUAUCUUCUGUAAUUUUAUUUAUUGGGAAUAAAACAGAACUUGUCCAGAGAGAUCUACCUAGCAAGCUACGGUGGUAUGGGUCCUGCAUAUUCAUUCCACUAGCAGAGCUGUUUUCAUCCAGCAAUAGAAAGCUUCUCCUUAUACAAGGCUUUUGCUAGUGAAAUGGAUUUUUGGGAUCCAGCACCACAAAUUCUUAUGGAGGACUGCAAAAUUCUAUUUUCUAUUUCUAUUUAUUUACAUUCAUUACCUCCUCUUUACCAUUGACUUAGCGCAUGUAAUUGUUCAGUGACUGUCUACUGCUGUAUGUCAUCUGCUGCUUAGUUCAUUUUCUGUGGUAUAAAAUAAUACUUAAAAUAAUACUUAAAACAUUAAAAGUUGUUAGUGACAUUAUUGUUAA
Sphaerodactylus townsendi is the source of this 5457-nucleotide messenger RNA. RefSeq names its product guanylate cyclase 1 soluble subunit alpha 1 (gene GUCY1A1). Bases 1 to 1920 code for a protein of 639 amino acids. Gene Ontology annotation, cellular component: guanylate cyclase complex, soluble. Gene Ontology annotation, molecular function: heme binding; guanylate cyclase activity. Lineage: Eukaryota; Metazoa; Chordata; Lepidosauria; Squamata; Sphaerodactylidae. The transcript has 8 exons. Gene Ontology annotation, biological process: cGMP biosynthetic process; response to oxygen levels. The record is from RefSeq and is a predicted model, not a curated record.